Messenger RNA from Branchiostoma belcheri (Belcher's lancelet), 1814 nucleotides. RefSeq names its product helix-loop-helix protein delilah-like. The transcript has a single exon. The record is from RefSeq and is a predicted model, not a curated record. Gene Ontology annotation, molecular function: protein dimerization activity. Lineage: Eukaryota; Metazoa; Chordata; Leptocardii; Amphioxiformes; Branchiostomatidae. Bases 281 to 925 code for a protein of 214 amino acids.
AUCACCUGCGAUGGUAGAACCCGAUAACCACGCGCUUAUAAAUACGGCUGCUCGUCAGGCCGAGAGAGGCAGUUGGAAGGUGACAGCGCCGACGGUGGUACACUCUCCUCUCACAGGUGACGCAGAGAGGGUACCGGUUGGCGGCUACCAGUUGGGGGAGCCCCAGUCACGCCUUAUGAAGGAAAUGAUACAUUUUGUCCGGCUGAGCCACAGGUAGAUCCAGGUGCCACCAGAGGACAGCUCACGGGAGCUCGCGGCCGAGUGACGGGAGAAACCAGUCAUGUCAGUCAGCAGCGAGGACGCGGCGUCGGACUCCGGCGCCGAGGAGGGCUGGGUGAGAAGCCCCGGCAGCGCCGCCAGCUCGUCCUCGGAGUCCAGCGACUGUUCCGUGGACGUCAAAGUCAAGAGAACAAGAUCUUCUUCCGGCGAGCAGAUUAACUACAACCUGCGACCGAAGACCAUUCUCAAUAUCAUCGAGUCGGAAAAGCGUCGGCACCAGCCGAGAAAACCCAAGCCGCGGCAGAAGCCACCGCCGCUCAGCAAGUACCGACGGAAGUCUGCCAACUCGCGGGAGCGGGACCGCAUGCACCAGAUAAACUACGCCUUCGAGGCCUUGCGCUGCGUCGUGCCAAAGCUGCCGCCGUCGGCGUCUCAUGAUGCCUGUCAGGCCGGGAAGAUGACCAAAAUCACUACCUUAAGACUGGCUAUGAACUACAUAAGCGCACUGCAGCAGUUACUUAAGGACGAUGACGACGGCACCGUGUCUGGGUCGUCGACCUGUACGGAGGACCAGCGCGAGUCCAAACUCGAGACUGCUUCGCAAAGCGGCACGGACGCUUUCAUGGGGAGCCUGCCGUCUCCCCCCGACUACUUCGGCACGGGCUGCGAUGUCGACGUCAAGGAGGAGCACAUGGAGGGGGCGUGACCCGUGCUGAAGUCAGACGACCCGGGACUCAAGCAGCCAAAACACUGGCCAGAAAAUCACCGGUGUUUCACCGUUCCACAUUGUCGUGUGCCGACAACCAUCGACGCCAGAGACACAGGAGCCGAGGACUGAAUGAAGUUUCUACAAACUGUGAAAACUGUGUAUGUGGACGAUUUUGGCGUACAGCGGACACUUCCCGAGUCCUCAUUGCGCAAGCCAGUGACCCAAACAACUGAUCGCACUACUGACUAUAGUGUUGACCUAAGAGAUCAGGUACUCUUCUUCCUCCGUAAGAUUGGGUCCAAUCCUUACCAAGAUUGACCAGACCAGUUGUUUUUAAUUCCUUGUACAAACUACCUCACCCGCAGCAGCAGUAGUUAAGGAUUUUUUUCUUGUCGAAAGGCCAAAUAUUUUCACCUCCGUAGCUACCGUAGUUAUGUGUGGCUCAGGCCAGGUGUACGGGCCCAAGCUUACAGUAUACUCGGAAGGGGAGGGGCCGUAGCUACAAAAGAAAAACAUGCCAAAGUAGAAUUUACUCGUUCGUGUAUACACAUUGAACUAUCUCUUCCUAUCCACUACAUGAGAUUUAUUCGAAUCUGCCGAACACGCCCACUACUGGUAGCAGUAGUAGCAAAUAUCUGUACAUAUUUAUCGCUUGAUUUGUGUUUUUAUACUGUAUAUUUUUCCAUGUAUGAGCUACCCAAGACAACGUGGUAUUGUGUUUUCACUCUACCAUCGUACCAAGUAGUUGAUCAUUGUCCAUAGUAUCUUCCCGCCUCAACGAAGAGUUUUAUAUUUGUAGAAUAAAUGUACAAACGUGCUACUAGUCGGCAACGAUUAGGGAUAAUUGUUUUUCAGAACUUUGUAUAAAUAAAGUCGGAGAACUGGA